AUGGGGUGCGGCACUUAUCUGUUUCCAUUAUAUGAACUUUGCAUCAAGCCUGCUUGGAGGCGCGUGGGGGCUGAUCGGAUUCAUUUGAGCAAUGUUGAGGGGAUUCUCCAAUUUUUCUCCUUCUCUGUAGAGCUCACCUUCUGUAUCUUUGUGGCGUCUGGACAAUGUCUUGGCGAUCAGCAAUCCUUAUUAUUGCAAAUGAAGAACAACCUCGUAUUCAGCAGUGAUUUGUCCACAAAACUGGUCUACUGGAAUCAAAGUGCAGAUUGCUGUUUGUGGGAAGGUGUAAACUGCGCGGAAGGACGUGUUAUUGGUCUCGAUCUGACCAACGAAUCCAUCUCGGGUGGACUUGACAACUUAAGCAGCCUCUUCAAUCUUUCGUAUCUCCAGAGCUUGAAUUUGGCUUUCAACAACUUCAACGGCUCUCAAAUUCCAUCAGAGUUUGACAAGCUGGCAAAUUUGAAUUAUUUAAACCUAUCAAAUGCGGGCUUUGAUGGGCAGAUACCAAUGGCGAUUUCACACUUGACAAGGUUGGUUACUCUUGACCUGCAUUACAACUCACUGAAUGGGAGUAUUCCAAUUUCCUUGUUUUCCCUUCCAUUAUUGCAAACAUUACAACUUUCCAACAACCAAUUUUCUGGUCAACUCAAUGAAAUUCUCAAUGUUUCUUCUCACCUCUUGGACACCCUUGAUUUGAGUAGCAACAACUUGGAAGGGCCAAUACCCAUGUCUGUCUUUGAACUCCAACGGCUUAAUAUCCUCUCACUUUCUUCAAACAACUUCAAUGGAUCCUUGCAGCUUAAUGUGAUUCAACAGUUGAGCAAUCUUUUGCAUCUUGAUCUUUCAUACAAUAGGUUAUUGAUUGAAUAUAAUGGAACUAAUUCGUCAUUCUCCUCCUUUCCCCAGAUUGCCACAUUAAUAUUGGCUUCUAGCAAGAUGAAAAAAUUUCAUGAUUUCUUGAGAAACCAAUCCAAACUAACUUAUCUAGACCUUUCAGACAACCAGAUUGAAGGAGAUAUACCAAACUGGCUCUUGAAACAUCGUAAUCUUAUUGGCUUAAAUCUCUCUUUUAAUCACCUGGUGACUCUGGAUGGACCACUCUCUAAUCUUUCUUCUUUGAGUGUUCUGGACCUUAGUUCAAACCAACUCCAAGGACAACUCCCAAAUCUACCACCAUUUGUCACGUACGUGGAUUUCUCGAGCAAUAAUUUCAGCUCUGUAAUACCAGUUAGUACUAUUGACUCCCUUACUUCUGCUUAUUUCUUCUCUCUUUCUAGCAAUAAGGUCCAUGGGAGUAUCCCUGAAUCAAUAUGCAAUGCAACAUAUCUUCAAGUUCUAGAUUUGUCUUAUAAUCUCUUCAAUGGAAAAAUACCCCAGUGCUUGAGUGAGAUGUAUCGGACUCUUCUGGUGCUAAAUCUAAGGAGAAACAAGCUCAUUGGUUCAAUUCCUGAUUCCUUUGAAGGCAAUUGUAGUUUACGAACUUUGGAUUUCAGUGAAAACCUAAUUAGAGGACUGUUACCGAAGUCUUUAGCCAAUUGCACAAAGUUGGAGGCCUUGAACAUCGGGAAGCUUCAAAUUGUAGAUAUAGCUUCAAAUAAUUUUACCGGUAAGCUUCCAAAAAUUUAUGGCUGGAAGGCAAUGAUGGAUGAUGAAAUUGAGGCCCAAUCAGAGCAUACGCACCUCCAAUUUGAAGUCCUGAGACAAUAUUACUAUCAAGAUUCCAUAACAAUUACCUUCAAUUUUACUAUGGAGUUGGUGAAGAUUCAAAAUGUUUUCACUGUGAUUGACUUUUCCAGCAACAAUCUUGAGGGGCCAAUACCAGAAGAAUUUGGAGGACUUAAAUCAUUAUAUGUUCUCAACUUGUCGCAUAAUGCUCUUACAGGCCAAAUUCCACCAUCUCUAGCAAACUUGACUCUACUAGAGUCAUUAGACUUGUCCAGGAACAAUCUUACAGGGGAGAUUCCAAUGCAACUUGCAGAUGGUCUUACUUUUCUUUCUUUCUUAGACCUUUCUUUCAAUCAAUUGGUGGGGCGAAUUCCACAGAUUAAGCAAUUUACUACAUUUUCUGAAGCUUCAUUUGCUGGAAAUAAAGGAUUGUGUGGCUUCCCUUUGCAAACAGAAUGCCCAUAUGCAGAGCCAGCGUCACCUCCAACAUUUGAAAGAAGUCAUUCAAAUUCGGAGAUUGUGAAUGAUUGGGACUUUAUGAGAGUUGAACUGGACUUAUUUUUGGUUUUGGAAUUGUAA
Molecule: messenger RNA, 2244 nt
Organism: Corylus avellana
Lineage: Eukaryota; Viridiplantae; Streptophyta; Magnoliopsida; Fagales; Betulaceae
Source: RefSeq, a predicted model, not a curated record